This is a messenger RNA of Vicugna pacos (alpaca), 5713 nucleotides long. The record is from RefSeq and is a predicted model, not a curated record. Lineage: Eukaryota; Metazoa; Chordata; Mammalia; Artiodactyla; Camelidae.
UUUGAUCUCCAGCUCAUGGUCUCCCCUCACUUUUCCCCUCUAGAUGGGAUCUAUUUUGGCGACAACCGAUUUGACACAGUGAGUGAGUCAGGAACCGCCACGCUGAAAGCUCGGCCCAGAGUCCGACCCCUACUGACUUUUCUUCCCUUGGACGCCCAGGAGAACCAUGGACUGGCUGUGCCCACCCCCUCUGUCCCAGACAGCUUUGCAGACAAACAAGGCGCCAGCAUACUUGUCAACGGCAACCUCCGACUCUACAGCUCUGUGGGGGACCUAAGGCCUGGGCACUAUGGCCAGGAUGCCUUCAUCCCUCCACCUCCCCCAGGCCCUGCCCCACCGCCACCCCUAUACACAUCACAACCUCAGGGGGAGUCCUCACCACCACCCCCACCUUCUGUAGCCCCCACCCCGCCCAGCACAGCCCCACCUCUGUCCCCAGUAUUGGGGGCCCUGUCCCCUCCAACCACCCUUUCCCCCCCCUCCACACCCACCCCUCCUGACUUCAUUCCCCCUGCCCCACCCUUGGCUGUUCAAGCCCCACCACCGCCCCUUUUCCCAGCCCCAGUGCCCCCAGCUCCCGUGUCUCCUCAUACACUGGGGACACACCUCUUUCCCACUGGGGGUGUCACCAAGUGGAAAUCAGAGGUUGCGCUAAAUGGCAGGCAGCCUGAGGUCCCCAGAAGCAGCCCCCCCAGGAGCCCGGCUGAGCCAAAGGGGAGCCUCCUGGGACCUCAACCGGAGUCCCACCUCACCUUCCCCCGCUCACUCAAGGUGCCUCCCCCGACCCCAGUCAGGACUUCGUCCAUCUCCACUCAGGAAGCGCAAGGGGCUCUUCCCAAGGAAGAGGGGGCCACCAAGAAGCCCCCCAGUCGACUCCCACUGCCUCCCAGCUUUCACAUCCGCCCCGUGUCCCAGGUCUACCUGGACAGGGCUGCUGAGCCAGACCACCCCGAGGGGCCUGGGGCUGCGGCACCAGCCAGCCCCAGGCUGGGCCAGUCCCAGGCUGGGACAAAUGUACAAGCUGAGACCCCACCUCCAGCCCCUCCCCUGCCCCCUCCUCCACCCCCACUCCCUCCCCCAGCACCCCCUCUCCCCCCUGCUGCCCCUCUUUUGCCACCUGCUGAGAAGGCAGCCCCUCCACCUGCUGGGUUGAUGAAAAGCCCCAAGUCCAGCUCUCCUGCUCCCAAACCCAAACCUGACCCCCCAAGUCUGGAGGACACAGCCUCUUCAGAGUCUGUGGACUGGCGGGAUCCCAGCCAGAUGGAAAAGCUGCGGAAUGAGCUGUCAGCCUAUCUCUCUGGCUGCAGGAGAGAGGACCGAUGCGUCAGUCACAGACCAGGCCCAACCACAGCCUCUCAGGGAAAGGAAAGCAAGAAGGGCCUCAGACUGCCAGAGAAGGAGGCCCCCACAAGCCUACCAGAGAAGGUGACCCCCCCAAGCCUGCCACAGAAGGUGACCCCCCCAGGCCUGCCACAGGUGACCCCCCCAGGCCUGCCACGGAAGGAGGCCCCCCCAAGCCUGCCACAGAAGGAGGUUCCCCUAAGUGUUCCUCAGGAGAGUCCCUGCAGCCUGCCAGAGAGAGAGGCUGCCACUGGCCUGAGCCUCCCCCCUGUGGACUACAUCCCCCAAGACUCGCCAACUCCCAGCGUCCGGCAGAUCAGGAAUAAGCUGGAGGCCAGGUUUUCCUUAUCCGCAGAGAAGGAAGCCAAGCCCAGCACAGGGUCGCUGCCUCCCAAGCCACGGCUAGAAGGGGUAAGAAUCUUUGAAAACAGGGCUGAAAAUGGCAAAUUCUCCAAGCCUGUAGCCCAGAAUCCGCCAGCUCCAUCCACCACUCCUCUGCCAACCACGCCACGCCAAUCCAAGGCCAUGCCUGGACCAGCCACACCACCCAAGGCCACACCUGAGCCCAUCAUACCAUCCUUGGCCACAACUAUGCCCACCACAUCAUCCCAACUGACAGCAGAGAAGAACUUAGUCCCAGCUGGGCAGGGGGAGAAGCCAGAAGGCCAAGGACUUGCAGUGCCCUCCAAACCAGAGACAGAAGGGCGCUCCUCAGAGGCCAGUAAGCCUCCUACACAGGAAGCCCUCUCAUCUCCAGCCCUCCCCACAAAGGUAUCUCCUAGCCGAGAAGAGGUGACAUUUCUCUACAAGCCCCAUCGCAGCCAGAACAGCCCUGGCAGAGAGGUGGCCGUGGUGAUGCCCACCCUGUCCAGAGGAGAGGCUGCAGGCUCAGGGGAGCCUGUGGAGGUGAAGGAGCCCCAGGGGCUGCCAGCCAAACCCCAAGCCUCAGCCCAGCCUGCUGAUCAACUCCUCAGGCACCCCGUGACAGGGGAGGUGGCGGAGCAGGGCUCCCCGAUGGCCCUACUCCUUGCAGCCCGGCAGAGGGCACAGAAGGGGAGGCCCAGACGAAUUGCCCUGGGCCGGUCCUCCCUGCCAGGGAGUCUCCGAGUCCAUAGCCAGCCCGAGGCAGGCUCUGAAGUCAUCUACAGCCAUGGCCAGCCCAACUCCUUCACUGUGGUCCCCAAGAUCUCCAAGGAGACUGAGGACCCCCAGCUAACCUCGCCAGGACAGCCCAAGGUACCCAGUCGGUGGAAGCCCCAGCCCAGCAGAGACCCAGAGGGCACUGCGCCCAGCCGCGGGCACAGCUGGACAAAGGCGGAGCCCCAGGCCCCUGCAGCCUGCGAAAGACCAGCGCUCUCCAACCUCCCCCAGGGCCGCCAGCCUCCCAAGUCCUUCUCUUCCCCUCCUUCUCCUUCCCGCAAGAGGGAGGAGGAGGAGGAGUUCAACUUCGAGGUCAUCCCACCGCCGCCAGAGUUCAGCAAUGACCCCGAGCCCCAGGCCCUCCAAUAUGUGGGGCGCCGGGGCUCCCCUCCCCGGAACAACUUCCCAGACUCGGGGCCGCCCCUAGACGCGGGCCCUCCUCGCGGCUUCUCGCGCUUUCCCGCGGGUGCGGACCCCGGCGGCGGGGGCCUGGAGCGCUUCUCGCACGGGGGCCGUUCGCUCAUCAAGAAGCGCCUGUACGUCGGGGAGCCCCACCGCAGCUCCGGGCUGCCCCGCGGCGGUACCGGCUCCCCCAACUGCUUCGGGCCGCCUCCCGGAUGCCCGGAGACGCGGCGCGUCACCUCGGCGGGCCGCACGCCCCUCGGCGGCCUGCACCCGCGGAAUAUGUCCCUGGAGGGCGCCGUCCGCGGGGAGGCCAAGUUCAAAGCGCCCGGCGGCGACUGCGGCUGCGCACCGGCUACCGGCAGGUCUCCCCACGGCAACGCCCACUACGGAAGCUCUAUCAACACAUUCACCGUGAGGCCUGGGACCCGCCAUCCCAUCUCCUAUGCCUACUCGGGGGCCCAUCGGAAGGCCCCAUCCUGAGCCCAGGGUUUUCUUGGUUCUACUCUGAAGGGUUGGAUCUGGGCACUUGUUUUUGUGGGGGUGGGAGGGACACAGCAGGUGUUAGGUAGCCUCACUCACAGAGGAGUCUUUGUUUCCCAAAGACAGACAGACGACGAGUGAAGUUGUGGCCCAGGAAGAUCAAGGUUGGACUACUGUUUCCCAAAGCACUAGUGUGGCUGUGGACUGUGCAGAUGGGGGUGAGAGAGGGAAAGAAGGAAGAGAGGAGGAACCUUUAAGGACCCGGGGCCCAAAUUUUCGCUGUCUGGUACUAUUUGCUUUAGCAAGGCUUAUUUAAAGCAGUUUUCCAAGCAGACCUACUGAGCAGGUUCUAAAAGCAAGGGCUGGGGCACUUACUGAAUGGGAGCCCAUCAGGAUGGCUGUGAUCGCCACUCAGGCCCUCAUGAAGGGCCGAGGCCCAGCCCAGUCCUGGCGAGGGUGUAGGGUGCUACAGGUUCAUCUCCUUAUCCUCUGUCCACCAGCUGCCACUCUAAGAAUGGCACCUGGAAUUCCUAGCAUAGCCACAUUGAGGUGGGACCAGGAAUCUGCAUGCAUAACACAUAGUGAAGGUACUGGAGCAAAGUGCUUUGUAUUGACCAAGGGUGGGGAUGGGAGGCUUUUUGGUUCAUUUCUCUCUGGCCCUUAGCUACAGGAAGGCCUAGAGAGAGAAGGCUUUGGCAAGUUUAGGAUGGAAGACAGGAUUAAAGCUUGCUUUUCUACUCAGACCCAGGCAGCCAUGAUUUGGGGGAUGGGCCCAAGGAGCCAGGAAGCCUGGGGCUUAACACCAAAGGCCUCACAUGGUCAGGUGGCAUAUGGGAUUUGGAGGGGCACUGUUCCUAGUCACCCCUCCCAAUCCCAAUACUACAGGCCCCCAACAUUAUCAAGGCCUUAAAAUGUGUCACCAAGAUGCUGGAAGGCCUUGGAGAGUGGGAGGUGACAGAGAUCGAACAGGUCUGAGAGGACUUUGCUGUCAGUGGGGAACGUGACUUGGAAAGUGAAGAGUGGCAAGACUGGGCCAGUUCGGAGCGGGGGAGCCCUAGCAGUAGGGUGACCAUUUCAUACUUUGCUUAGGAAGUCUGGGUUUCUACCUAUUUUCCAGUGAAUUGGAACCCCUUCCACUUUCAGAAGUCUUGGUUUGAAUGAUGUAUUGUCACCAAACAUAUCAAGAUUGGUUGAUCUUCCGUCUUCAGGUCUUGGGCUGAAUUCCUGGGAUCAGGCCAAGGCAGGCUGCCUGGGUAAGGAGGAAGGGGGGUGCCCAGCUCAGAGGAGCAGGCCAGGAGCAGCAGCCAGGAAGCAGUUCCCUUGGGGGCGUGAUGUUGGACCUUUGUGACCUGUGCUGACCAGCCAAGGUACUGGGGUGCAGGGACAGUGGAUGAGCCACUUGAGGGAAAGAGUGAGGGGGUGGGCAGGUGCCCUGACGGGGCAGGAUCUGGUUACUGGUGUUUGAGGCAAACCUCACCCCAGUGCCAGCACUGGCUCUAUAUAUAUGUAUGUAUUUUCCCUGUACAAUGUUUUAUAAAAGAGUUCACUAAUUUAUCUGCUGUGUUAUGGCUGGAAGGGUGGGUUGUGGAUUCCCGGCUGCAUUUUGCUCUGGGGUGGGCGGGGAAGGACCGAUUCUCCCUUGGCUUGGGAAAUAAAUAGGCCACUUUGGAACUGGCCUCCAGCUCUGUGGCUAUGGAUUGCUGAUUGGGAGCUACUGGGGUGUGAUGAGAGGUGGGAGAGCUCAGCUGGGGAGGGCUGAGCGCAGGGUGCUGGCUGAACUGGUGAGCCAUUAUACUGGGCCCAACUCUCUUUUCUGACACUUAAGUUUUCUCAUUCUCCAAAUCCUUCAAGGGGAAGGAGCAGAGCUGAAGUGGGGUGAUAAACUGUGCCCUUAAGCAAGUCUCUGACUCUCUGAAUCUCAGUUUCUUCUGUACAUUGGCCCGAUAACCUACCUCAUAAGGCUGUUGUGAAGACGAGAGACAGUCAUGCAUUCAUUUAACAAGGAUUCGAGUGGCUACCAGAUGGCAGGCACUGUGCUUAGCAUGGAUAUCCAGUGAUCAGCACACUACACAACCCCUGCCCAUGGAAGACUGUGGGCUAGUGGAGGAGAGAAGAUGAAAGAACACACGGAAACAUCCUGUAUUAUAAUAAGUGGUAGGAAGGGAAGGAACAGGAAGCAUGAAAGUAACUGGAGGGCUGGGGAGAGGAGUGGAUUCACUUUGACUGGCUGGUCAAGGAGCACCUCUUGAAGUGGUGACAUUUAGGCCAAUUGAGUCCAGACAUCCAACACAUGUCUGGUACUCAGUAGCUGCUCAAGAAACUGCAUCUUUGGGUGAUGACUACUUUA